GUGGCUGUGGAUUAAUGAGUUCAUAUUAUUUUAUUUUCUCCUGAGAUUAUUGGCUCAUAAUAUCUGAAAAAUAAGAAAACACCCUGUCUGCUUGCCUCGGUCAUGGAGAACCAAGCAGCCGAGGCGCAGCUGAGCUAUGAAGAUGUGCAGAAGAGCGGCUAUCUCCGCAAGCACAAAUCAAUGCACCGGCGCUUCUUCGUGCUGAGGGCGGCCUCGGAGCACGGUCCCGCUCGGCUCGAAUAUUACGAGAACGAGAAGAAAUUCCGCAGUAAAUCACCCGUGCCCAAAAAAGUGCUGAACCUGGAGACCUGCUUCAACAUCAACAAGCGGGCAGACUCAAAGAACAAGCACAUGAUCGUGCUGUACACCCGCAGCGAGAGCUUCGCUGUGGCUGCGGACAGCGAGGAGGCGCAGAAUGAGUGGUACCAAGCCAUGCUGGACCUUCAGUGCAACUGUAAAACUCCUGAAGAUUAUGGCAGUAGUGGGGAGUGUAGCUCUCCGUCUCCCAUACCAACUUUCAAGGAAGUGUGGCAGGUCAAGGUUUGGCCUAAAGGUCUUGGACAUGCCAGGAACUUAGUGGGCAUCUACCGGCUGUGCCUAACUGACAAAACAGUCAACUUUGUCAAAAUUAACUCUGAUGUAGCUUCUGUGGUGUUGCAACUGAUGAAUGUCCGCAGAUGUGGCCAUUCAGAGAACUUUUUCUUCAUUGAGGUGGGUCGCUCAGCGAUUACUGGUCCAGGAGAGUUCUGGAUGCAGGUGGACGACUCAGUAGUGGCUCAGAACAUGCACGAGACCCUGCUGGAGGCCAUGAAAGCCCUGAGUGAGGAGUUCCGUCAGCGCAGUAAAUCUCAGUCUGUGGGAACGUCAUGUGGAGGCGGUACUGCCUCAAACCCCAUUAGUGUCCCAAGCCGUCGCCAUCAUCCAAAUCUGCUGCCAAGCCAGGUGGGAUUCACCAGGCGAGCUCGCACAGAAACACCUGGAACUGGAGGAAGCAGCACGAGCACUUCACCGACGUCACGCCAUGGCUUUCCAAGGGCACGGACGGCCAGCAUUGGGGCCAGGUCUGAGGAGGGCGGAGCAAGUGCCAGAGGGACAUGGGCCAGCUCCAGUCCAAGUCUUAAUGGAUCCUGCUCAACUACGCCAACGCUGAGACCCAAACCCACCAGGGCUCCAACUCCUGCUAAGAUUACACUCAGCCUUGCACGUUACACACCUAACCCUGCUCCCUCUCCUGCACCGAGUCUGUCCUCCAGUUCUGGUCAUGGCUCAGAGUGUGGCCUCGUGGGGGCAGCGGUUGGAGGAAUGAUGGUCUGCUCUUACCCUCGUGUUUCUCAGAGAGUUUCUGUUUCAGGUUCACCAAGUGACUAUGGGUCUUCAGAUGAGUACGGUUCAAGUCCCGGGGAACACUCCCUGCUUGUGCCAAGUCUGUCUGGACACCAUGCACAUGGAGAAGGCUCCUCCAGCUAUAUAGUCAUGGGACAGCGAGAGGGUCUCCUUGGUUCCCAUCAUCGCUCCAAAGGCAGACGGAUUCUGCGGCGGGCGUCGAGUCGGGAAUCUGAAGCAGAACGCAGACUGUUAAGUAAGAGGGCUUCCCUGCCUUUGGCAGCCCAUGAGCAACUGACCCCACAUAGAAAAGAUGAAGAUGAUGAGGACGAUGAAGAAUAUGCCAUCAUGUCACAGAAUACUAACAGGGAGAUUGGUAAGAAUAGGACGGUUGAAAAAAGCAGGGCAGAAGUGGCUGCAGGAGCAGCUGUGGACAGUGGUUACAUGUCAAUGCUGCCUGGAGUGACAUCUCCUCCUGUUUCACUUCCUCUGUCAAUAGGUAUGUCCGAUACCGCAGCCAAACCUGGGGCAGAUGAUGAGUACAUGGCCAUGACCCCUAACAACAGUGUUUCCCCUCCUCAGCACAUCCGUCAGCCCAGUACAGAGGGCUAUAUGGUCAUGUCUCCCAACAGCAGCAGCUCCACAGACCUGCAUCGUCUGGGCAUGUGGGACAGCAGGGCCAGUAUAGAGAGUCGGGCUGCUAGUGACUACAUGAACAUCUCACCUGUCAGCAGUCGCUCUGCCUGCAGCACACCGCCCUCCCACCCCGAGCAGCACCAGCUGCAACCAAAAAUGUUCAAUUCUUACUUCUCCCUGCCACGAGCUUAUCAGCACACUCUCUACACCCGCUUUGAGGAGGACUUCAACAAAGGGGAGGGAAAAAAGGACAGCAGUGGGGAUGAUGGUGCUGGAAGGGGAGGGGGAGUGGUAUACAGCAAGAGGAACAAAACUGCAGCGGGCUCUGCAGGAGGCUGCCAACUCUCCAUGUCUUCCUCUUCUUUCUCCUCCAGCUCAGCAAGUAGUGAAAGCCUAGAAGACAAGUCCAUAUCAGCAGGGAGAGGGUUAAGUUUAUUAAGAACUGGCGCAGAUUAUAAGAGUGCAGGAAUGUCCACAAAAGAUGGACGCCACCAUCAGAAACGUGGAUCGAGCAGUAAGAGCCCAAAGCAGCAAAGAAAGGGUCGCCCCCUCAGCAUGUCUGCAGACAUCACGAAAGCUAACACCUUGCCCAGGGUGAAGGAGAAUCUGCCGUCAUCCGUGUCUCAAAAUGUUGGUGAGUAUGUCAGUAUUGUGUUCGAAGAUGAUAAGUACAAUGGAGGACGACGUGCUGGGUCUCAACAUGGACAACCAGUGAUCCAUGGAACUCUACGACCCUUGAAUCAGUCACUUCUCUGCCACAGCGAUCCCAAUAACCUUCCUCGCAGCUUCUCUGUACCACUGUCCACCUCUGCAGAAUACGUCAGCAUGGAUUUAGGGAAGUCUGCAACACCCCCGACUCCUGUUAGGUCCAAAUUCAGCACCCCACAGGGCCCACCAGCUGUUAUUCCCAAGGCCCAACACGAACACAGCACAUCUUCUCCACUAGCAGCAGAGGGUAACACUGGGUACAGAACAAAAGUAAAGAUGGCAGCAAUACCAACAGACGCCUCGGCUGAAUUUACAGACAACAAAGGUUCAGAUCCCAGCAUCUCAGCAAGACCUGCCGUCCACUCGGCUCAACCCUCAUCUGCAGAGCAGCAGACAGGUUUGGGAUUUUCUCCAGUCAAGUCCUUCCAGUCUCCUGAGCGGAAAAGCAGACUGGUCCGUGGUGACCAGCAGGGACGGCGCAGCCACCGCUCAGAGACUUUUAACUCACCUCCCUCCUUGCCACGCCACCCUCCCUCCUCUACCUCCCUCUUCACAGAGGGCAGCCAGGCAGAAAGCCAUCGGCACGGCUUGGACUGCUCACUGUGGGAGAACGAGCAGUCUGCUGGUUUGUCUGCUACACCCCCACCACAAGCCUCCACCUCAUCUAGUGAACAAGGCCUUAACUACAUUGACCUUGACUUAGCCAUUAAGGAGAGUCCUCAAGCUGGAGUGGAACGCACCUCUGCUACCUACAACAUCGGAGGAAGCGCUAUGGGUAGCAGUGCUGCCUCCGGCCUCAACACGUAUGCCAGUAUUGAUUUCUACAAGUCAGAAGAACUGAGAGCACACCAGAGCAGUAGGAAGGAUGGACAAGAUUGUUGAUCUUUGUUCUUGUCUUGGAUCCGAGUGUGACGCCAGUGUGACAGCUCCACACUCUGAUCUGUGUUCACAACAGAGCUGGACGCUGGAGUCGAACCACGGGACACACAUCCUCAUCCCUUCUGCUGUUUUCAACCAAAUGUGUGCCAAACACACACUCACUCACACACACACACACACACACACACACCCAUG
Molecule: messenger RNA, 3741 nt
Organism: Solea senegalensis (Senegalese sole)
Lineage: Eukaryota; Metazoa; Chordata; Actinopteri; Pleuronectiformes; Soleidae
Product: insulin receptor substrate 1-B
Exons: 3
Coding region: 103-3549 (1148 amino acids)
Biological process (GO): insulin receptor signaling pathway
Cellular component (GO): cytosol; plasma membrane
Molecular function (GO): phosphatidylinositol 3-kinase binding; insulin receptor binding
Source: RefSeq, a predicted model, not a curated record